This is a messenger RNA of Westerdykella ornata, 2510 nucleotides long. RefSeq lists its product as uncharacterized. The record is from RefSeq and is a predicted model, not a curated record. Lineage: Eukaryota; Fungi; Ascomycota; Dothideomycetes; Pleosporales; Sporormiaceae. The transcript has a single exon. Gene Ontology annotation, cellular component: mitochondrion. The coding region runs from base 16 to 2364 and encodes 782 amino acids.
CACAUUUCCACUAUCAUGAGACGAGCCCUUCGCCACGCGAAGAAUGCCCUCGACCAUGAGUCUCACCUUCUGCAUUCUCAGAUUCCGGACUUUCUGUGCCCAGCACUCCUCCGACCACCUCUGGUCUCUCCGAUACGCUUUUCAAGUUCGCCGCGCCCAACGAAACCAUUCUCGACUCUAGGAAGAAGAAGAAAUGAAGCCGCUGUCAGUGCGAACGAGCACGCCUCUCCCGAACCUCUUCAAUCCGUACCUGCGACCCCCUCCCCAAUCCGGUCCCUCCCACGCGCUUGCCCUGGCUGCGGAGCCCCUUCACAAGUCUACGAUAAGAAGGAAGCAGGAUACUAUGACAUUGACCGCAAAGCUGUGAAGAGAUAUCUGAACUACGACCCGGAGGAACAGGAAAGGAAGCAAACUAGCAAGGAAGAUGAGAACACCAUCUACACCGAGUCACUGAAAGCAUUAGACCCCAAGAUCCGUGAGGAACUCGGUCUCCCUGCAGAGACCCCCGAAGUCGCGCCAGAGGAGCCAGAGAAGGCAACUCCUCCUGAUACUCCCGUCUGCGAUCGCUGCCACAACCUCAUCCAUCACCAUAUUGGGACGCCUAUCCACCAUCCCUCCGUCGAGGCAAUCCAACAGACGAUCGCCGAAUCCCCCCAUCGCCGCAACCACAUCUACCAUGUCCUCGACGCCGCAGACUUCCCACUCUCCCUUAUUCCAAAUCUACAUUCAGCGCUGCGAUUGCCCAAGCUACGAACACAGAACCGAAGAGCUAAACAUAAAGGCUGGGUUGGGGAAAAUAGGAUUGCGCAGGUCAGCUUCAUCAUAACCAGGGCCGACUUGCUGGCCCCCCUGAAGGAGCAGGUUGACAAGCUGCUCCCAUAUAUGCAAGAGGUACUCCGCGAUGCUCUAGGCCGCGUCAAUCGCAAUGCGCGUCUCGGAAAUGUGCAUCUCGUCAGCGCCAAACGAGGCUGGUGGACCACCAAAGUCAAGGAAGACAUCUGGGAGCGUGGCGGCGCAGGCUGGAUGGUCGGCAAAGUCAAUGUCGGCAAAUCCAAUCUCUUCGAAGUUGUCUUCCCCAAAGGCCGCGGCGCCGACUACCAACCCAUUGCGCAGAUCCGCAGCGCCGCCGAACGCGAACAAAUGCUUGCCCGUGCAAACACCUUAGAAGAGCUCGAACGCGUACAAAGGCAACUCGCAGAGGAAGAUGCCGCCAUCGAGCGUAGACGAAAGCAACCCAUCCUCGAGCCCGAGGAAUCCCUUCCCGAAGAGGACGAAGAAGAUUUCGACCCCGACGCCCUCCUGCCCCCUCGCCAACCAUACACCCCUUACCCGGUCCUCCCACUCACCUCCUCCCUCCCCGGCACCACCGCUUCACCCAUCCGCAUCCCCUUCGGCCGCAACCGCGGCGAACUCAUCGACCUCCCGGGCCUCGCCCGCACAAACCCCGAUCUUACCACCUUUGUCCACCCAGACCAUCACGACGACCUCGUAAUGAAACACCGCGUCAGUCCUGAUCGUCUCCCCAUUCGACCACGCCAGUCCCUCCUUCUAGGCGGCGGCCUCAUACGCAUCACUCCCGUAACCGAAAACCUCGUUUUCCUCGCACACGCCUUCACCCCUAUCGAGCCGCACGUCACGUCGACCGAGAAGGCAAUCGGCAUCCAGAAUCAGACUCGCGAAUCGGGCGUUCCCUCCAUCCUCCUCCCCAACGUGGGCCCCAAGAUGAAAUCUGCAGGCACAUUCCAGCUGAAAUGGGACGCCACCAAGAAACUGGCGGGGCCUCUCACGUCCCCCGUGGCAGGCAAGAUGAGACCCGAAAACCUGCCGUUUACGAUCUGGAGCACAGAUAUCCUGAUUGAGGGCGUUGGGUGGGUGGAACUAAGUGCGCAGGUGCGGAAACCCAAGGGUUGGCAACCCGUGGGGAUGGUGAAGAAGGAUCCGAAUCACGCCAAGAUUGAAAGGGAGAGGAGGGCGGCGGAGGAGAAGCGGAGGAAGGACGAAAAGUUUGCGGCUUUGAGGACCGAGGCUGCUGCUGAGGGGGAAGGCGAUGCGUUUGAUCGCGCGGGGAUUACGGGCUUCUCGACCACGCAGGCGGCGCGCGAGGAGCGCGAGAAGCAGCAGCGGCGUGAGGAUGCCGAGGCGUUUGUCGAGGAGAUGGAGCAGCAAGAGUUUCCCGAGGUGGAGGUUUUUACGCCCCUGGGAAAGUAUGUUGGUGCGAGGAGGCCCAUGUGUGGCAGUGUGUUGGGCGGGAAGAAGUAUGUUUCUAGUCGGGAGAGGAAGGCGAGGCCGAGGCGGGCGAUGGCGCCGGUGAGGGGGAAGGCGAGUAGUGUGAAGAAGGAGGCGAGGAGGGGGACCAGUGGGUGAGUAGUCAGUCGAUGCCUAUUCAUGUUGGAAACAUCUCUAGCUAUAGCUCGUUGUAUGAGCGAAGAGAGAUGUAUCACCACACUGUACGAAAAGCGAUUGUAAAUUAUGUCAUCUAAAUUUCUGUGUAGAAUAAUGUAGACACCCAG